Molecule: messenger RNA, 1029 nt
Organism: Naumovozyma castellii
Lineage: Eukaryota; Fungi; Ascomycota; Saccharomycetes; Saccharomycetales; Saccharomycetaceae
Gene: PBP2
Product: telomere maintenance protein PBP2
Exons: 1
Coding region: 1-1029 (342 amino acids)
Source: RefSeq, a predicted model, not a curated record
AUGGAUGACGAGAAGUAUCUCAUUGAGGAGAGGGCCAGGAUUGAAAGGCUUCUUAAGGAGGAAGUGCUAGAAAUGAGGGCGCUCAUGCUGGACGAAACGACAAAACUGAUUAUUGGUGAUGGAAGUGAGACCAUACGACAAUUGCGAGCAGAAUCAGAUGUAAAAAUUUGGUUUUCCAAACAGGUUUACGGGAACGAACACAGAAUCUUAUUUGUGAAGGGACUGGCGGAGAAUGUGGCUCAAACCUUUGGAUCCAUCGCUCGAAUAUUGGCCAUGGCAACGUCUCCUAAUGCCGUCGAUAUCAAUGCGGUUCACGUUGAGAUCAAAUUCCUAUUUCCUAAUCCAGUAGUGGGAAGGAUUAUCGGUAAGGGGGGCCUUAAUGUGAAGGAAAUUACUAAAGCUAGUGCAGCAAUCGUUAAAAAGAGCUAUCAUUUCCUAGAGGGUUCAACAGAUAGACUGGUUUCUAUCUAUGGCGUGCCCAAUUCUAUCCACAUUGCCACAUAUUAUAUGGCUGAAGCAUAUUUUAAGACAGUAGCAUAUGGAAUCGAUUUAAGCAGAGAGAUUCCAUACCAACCUCGUGAAGGGCCCGUUAAAGAAGUUAGUGAGAUUAUAAUCGACAGAUCAGAUACCAAGUCACCGACACUAUAUGCUGUUCCGCAGCCAAGUAUUAAGAAGAGAAGACGUUCCGAUUUUUCUGACCACGAAGACGACGUACGACCAGGCCACUUGAUGAGGAUACCGAACUUGGAAAUCCAAUCUAUCGAACCCAGUAAAUCGGGCAAUCUACUAUCAAAUAUCACUAAAGUGGUCACAUAUCCAGAUAAAUACAGUAGCAAAGUUAUUGGCCGAGAGGGCACAUAUAUCAACAUGUUACGUGAGAGCACCUCCUGUAGUAUUCGCUUGAAAAGUCCAGACGAUAAGGAAGACCUUGCCAUUAUUUCCAUUCGUGGUCCUCCCCUCUGCGUAGAUGCAGCACUGCUUCUUAUUGCCCACAGGAUAGAGCUGAGCAAGCGUCUCCUGGAUGAAUAG